CCGUUUGGCAAUUCAAAAGAUUGUAAACAUUUUUCCACCGGUAGUAAUCGCGUUUUAUAUUAAAAAAUAAAUUUAUUUGCUAUUUAAUCAUAUUUUACGAGAGCCUAUUGGUUUCAUCAGGUUCCAUACGCCGCCUGGACGAGUUAUUGGUUCGAAAUCAAAUUAUCUAUUUUUUCUUCCUAUGAAUUGAUUUGAAUUUAUCAAAAUGAGGAUAAGCGUUGACGGUUUGCUAGUGUACUUCCCGUACGAGUACAUCUAUCCGGAACAGUACGCCUACAUGUUGGAACUAAAGCGAACCUUCGACGCGAAGGGUCACUGCCUGCUGGAGAUGCCCUCGGGAACGGGCAAAACCACCACAUUACUAUCCCUGAUCGUGGCGUACAUCAUGGAAAAUCCACAUAUCGUCCGGAAGCUGAUCUACUGUUCCCGUACGGUGCCGGAGAUCGAGAAGGUCAUUGCCGAGUUGAAACAUCUGAUGAACUAUUACGAGAAGCAGACCGGCGUGAUGCCGAACAUCACCGGGCUGGUGUUGAGCUCGCGGAAGAAUAUGUGCAUCCACGGGGAGGUCAGCAAGGAACGGGACGGAAAAAUUGUCGAUGCCAAGUGCUACGGAAUGACGGCAAGCUACGUGCGGGAGCGGGCGGCCGCUGAUGAAUCGGUUGCGGUUUGUCAGUACUACGAGGGAUUUCAGGCGGAGGGCAAAGAGAGCGCACUGCCGCCGGGGGUUUAUUCGAUUGAUGAUCUGAAGGACUUCGGUCGCGAGCGCAAUUGGUGUCCGUACUUUUUGUCCAGAUUUGCGAUCAAUCAAGCACACGUGGUCGUAUACAGUUAUCAUUAUUUGUUGGAUCCAAAAAUUGCCGAAGUUGUGUCGAAGGAGCUGGCCAAGGAAUCUGUCGUUGUUUGUGACGAGGCUCACAAUAUUGACAACGUAUGUGUAGAUUCAAUGAGUGUUAAAAUAAAUCGUCGGUUAAUUGAAAAGAGCACAACCGGAGUGCAUACGCUGGAGAAAUACGUAUCAGAAAUGAAAGAAGAUGAUCGUAGACGAUUGAACGAUGAGUACCUUCGUCUGGUACAAGGAUUGAAAGAUGCAUCAUUUGCACGGGAAACGGAUAUGGUUCUUGCUAAUCCGGUGCUCCCAUCCGAGAUUCUCAAGGAAGUUGUUCCCGGUAAUAUACGUAACGCGGAUCACUUUUUAAGUUUUCUAAAGCGUUUCAUCGAAUAUAUUAAAUCUCGGCUGCGAGUGCAGCAUGUGGUACAGGAAAGCCCGGCAGGAUUUCUUAAAGACGUACAGCAGAAAGUCUGUAUCGAACGCAAACCACUUCGUUUCUGUGCUGAACGGCUAUCCUCACUGCUUCGGACGCUGGAAAUUACAGAUCUUACCGAAUUUGGUCCCUUGACGGUGAUCACUUCGUUUGCGACGCUAGUUUCAACUUAUACGAAAGGUUUCACGAUCAUCAUUGAACCGUUCGAUGAUAAAACCCCAACGGUUUCCAAUCCGAUUAUGCACCUGAGCUGUAUGGAUUCCUCGAUAGCGAUGAAGCCGAUUUUCCAGCGCUUCCAAAGUGUGGUGAUUACGUCGGGAACAUUGUCGCCAAUGGAUAUGUAUCCGAAAAUAUUAGAUUUCGAACCAGUGGUGAUGAGUUCCCUUACGAUAAACCUGGCCAGGCCUUGUCUGUUACCAAUGAUUGUCUCCAGAGGAAACGAUCAAGUGGCCAUCUCUUCCAAGUUUGAGACCCGUGAAGAUACUGCCGUAACGCGGAAUUACGGUCAGUUGCUGGUGGAAACGGCCAAAACUGUCCCCGAUGGAAUCGUGUGCUUCUUCACGUCCUACUUGUAUCUGGAAUCGGUGGUGGCCUCCUGGUACGAUCAGGGCAUCAUCGAUACGCUGCUCCGAUACAAGCUGCUGUUCAUUGAAACUCAGGACAACGCCGAAACUUCGUACGCAUUGAUGAAUUACGUCAAGGCGUGCGAGUGCGGACGGGGUGCAGUGUUGCUGGCCGUCGCCCGAGGGCGCGUUUCGGAGGGUGUCGAUUUCGAUCACCACCUGGGACGGGCGGUGCUGAUGUUCGGCAUUCCCUAUGUGUACACGCAGUCCAGGAUCCUGAAGGCGCGCUUGGACUACCUGCGGGAUCAGUUCCAGAUCCGGGAGAACGACUUUCUCACGUUUGAUGCUUUGCGACAUGCAGCGCAGUGCGUGGGUCGCGCAAUUCGAGGUAAAACCGAUUACGGCAUAAUGAUCUUUGCCGAUAAGCGCUUCGGUCGACAGGAUAAGCGAGGCAAACUGCCCAAAUGGAUUCAGGAACAUCUAACCGAUAAUCUGACCAAUCUUAGCACAGAAGAGGCGAUGCAGCUCGCCAAACGAUGGCUCCGUCAGAUGGCACAGCCGUUUACUCGCGAGGACCAACUGGGUGUUUCGCUGCUAACGCUUGAACAGCUGCAAAGUAUAGAGAAGGAAAAGUUGGAGAAGCAAGCCCAAGGCAAAAAAUAAACAUCUCUUACUUUUGUUCUUCUAUCUUUUAUUUUUUUUCAUCGACAUCUUUGAUUAUCUUUUUCGCCUCAGAUAGUUAAACACCGAGAUUGAAGUUUCCUUUCAAAAUAAAUUUUAGUUCAGCCUAUUAUUUGUAAAUGGUUUUGUUGCUACAUUUGCUCGAUGUCUCGGCUAUCGAUUUCCUUACUCCUUAGGUGAAUACAAGUAAAAUAAAUUCUUUCUUUAAGCCUGGGUUCAAAUCUGUAUCUGCUUCUACAUUGGAUUUAAUUCACACAUCACUCGAAGCCAAUUCGGAACGGUAGAAAUGUGUAAUACUAUUGAUUUUGAUACAAUAAAGGAAAACUGAUAAUCAAACAACUGUAAACUGAACUGAGUGAUGGUGAUCUAUAGAUGAAGCUACUACACAGAAAUUUCAGGUUUUGCUAAGUAUUUAAUAUAUGUAAAAAAAUUCACAUGUAAGGGCGAACCUAACAAACAUAAGUGGCACCAUAUUUGCCCAACAUUUGCGUUUUUCAGUCUCGUACUUGUUUAAGAAUUGUAGCAUCCGUUUGGUUUUCUCCAUUCGGGAAGACGUAUCUUCGUGUUCCUAUAAAAA
This is a messenger RNA of Armigeres subalbatus, 3083 nucleotides long. Its product is annotated as general transcription and DNA repair factor IIH helicase subunit XPD-like. NCBI's taxonomy places the organism in Eukaryota, Metazoa, Arthropoda, Insecta, Diptera, Culicidae. Gene Ontology annotation, biological process: nucleotide-excision repair; transcription by RNA polymerase II; positive regulation of mitotic recombination. Gene Ontology annotation, cellular component: nucleus. The transcript is spliced from 8 exons. The record is from RefSeq and is a predicted model, not a curated record. Gene Ontology annotation, molecular function: DNA helicase activity; damaged DNA binding; hydrolase activity, acting on acid anhydrides, in phosphorus-containing anhydrides. Bases 206 to 2488 code for a protein of 760 amino acids.